AUGCACUCGGGGAACAGCACGGGCACGACGAGCCGCCCGGAGCCCGCGGCGGCGGAGCAGGAGGUGCCGGGUGAGCGGCCCCUCUUUAGCGCCGGCACCUACGAGCUGCUGGCGCUGCUCGUCGCCACCAUCGGCAUGCUGGGCUUGUGCAACAACUUGCUGGUGCUGGUGCUCUACUACAAGUUCAAGCGGCUCCGCACGCCCACCAACCUCUUCCUCGUCAACAUCAGCCUCAGCGACCUGCUGGUGUCCGUCUUCGGCGUGAGCCUUACCUUCAUGUCCUGCCUGAGGAGCCGCUGGGUGUGGGACGCCGCCGGCUGCGUCUGGGACGGCUUCAGCAACAGCCUCUUCGGAAUUGUUUCAAUUAUGACUCUCACCGUUCUUGCCUAUGAACGCUACAUUCGAGUAGUCCAUGCAAAAGUGAUUGACUUCUCUUGGUCUUGGCGGGCUAUCACAUACAUCUGGCUCUACUCAUUAGCCUGGACUGGAGCACCUCUUUUGGGCUGGAACAGAUACACACUGGAAAUUCAUGGAUUAGGUUGCUCAAUGGACUGGAAGUCAAAAGACCCCAAUGAUACCUCCUUUGUGCUCCUUUUUUUCCUUGGCUGUCUAGUAGCACCUGUUGGGAUCAUGGCCUAUUGCUAUGGCCAUAUUCUGUAUGCAGUAAGAAUGCUUCGCUGUGUGGAAGAUUUCCAGACUGUUCAAGUGAUCAAACUUCUAAAAUAUGAAAAGAAGGUGGCUAAAAUGUGUUUCUUAAUGAUCUCCACAUUCCUUAUUUGUUGGAUGCCCUAUGCAGUGGUCUCCCUCCUGGUAACAUAUGGCUAUAGCAACCUUGUAACUCCAACAGUAGCUAUCAUCCCAUCUUUCUUUGCCAAGUCAAGCACUGCUUAUAAUCCAGUCAUUUAUAUCUUCAUGAGUAGAAAGUUUCGACGAUGCCUUUUGCAACUCCUGUGCUUUCGCCUGAUGAGAUUCCAGAGGACCGUGAAAGAGACACCAGCAACAGGGAAUGACAAACCAAUACGACCGAUAGUUAUGUCUCAGAAAGCAGGGGACAGGCCAAAGAAGAAAGUGACUUUCAGCUCUUCCUCUAUCAUUUUUAUUAUCACCAGUGAUGACACUCAGCAAAUAGAUGACAAUAGUAAACACAAUGGGACAAAAGUAAAUGUCAUCCAAGUAAAGCCACUAUAGGGAUGAGCUAGAGAGACGUGAGAAUGAGAUGGACUUCAGCCAGUAGACUGUUCAGGUUGGAGACCGGUUUCAGUGGCAGUGUCUGUGGGCUGCCAAAGGAAGCUACAUUCUUAAGCUGUGAAAUACUGAAGGGAUUCUGCAUCUGAAGCUCUGCAGGCAGUUCAGUUUUGGUCACAGUACUGAAGUCUCUGCAUCUGUGCCAAAAUUGCUGAUGGAUGUCUUUACUCUGAAUUUUAUUAAAGCAUAUUGUAGGAUUGCCAUUCAGGAGAACUUGGUCAGGCUGGAGGAAUGUGCUGACAGAAAUGUUACAAAGUUCAGCAAGGGUAAGUGCAAAGUCCUGCGCUUGGGAAGGAAGAACGAUGCUGCAGCACAGCAGGCCGGGCCCUGGCUGCCUGGGAUGCAGCUCUGUGGAAAAGGAUGUGGAGUCCUGUUGCUCAAUGAGCAGGGCAUGAGCCUGCAGUGUGCCCUGGCAGCAAGGAAGGGCACCAGCAUCCCAGGCUGUACUGACAGGAUUGGAGCCAGUAGUUUGAAGUGAUUAUGCCCUUGAGUCAGCCCUCAUUAGAUCACGUCUAGAUACUGCAUCCAGUUUUGGGACCCCAAUACAAGAAAGACAUCUGUAAACUGGGGUGAGUUCAGUGGAGUCCCCCAAGAUUGUCAGGGGUUGUACUACUCGGCCUGAGGAGAGGCUGGGGGACCUGCACUUGACCAGCCUGAACGUCUUCAGGGGAACCUAAUAGCAGCCUUCCAAUAGAGAUGGGGAGGUUUUUAACAAGAUGGAGCUAGGCUCUUCAGGGCAAUUCAUAAUGGAACGAUCACAGACAACGAACAUGAACUGAAACGAGAGAUUUGAAUGGGAUAUAAGGAAAAGCUUUUUCACCCCGAGGACAGCCAAGCAGUGGAACAAGUCAGACUAGAAAAUUCCUGAGGUUCCUUCCAGCUUCAGUUAUCCUGUGAUCCUUGAACUGCCAGCAUUCCCAGUGCACAGAGUAUCAGGGAAGAAGGAGGAAUGUUUGAAGUUGGCUGCAGUUUAGUUGGUCUGAAUUGGUGCUUUACAG
This is a messenger RNA of Gymnogyps californianus (California condor), 2243 nucleotides long. It is a transcript of the gene OPN3, whose product is annotated as opsin 3. NCBI's taxonomy places the organism in Eukaryota, Metazoa, Chordata, Aves, Accipitriformes, Cathartidae. The transcript has 4 exons. The record is from RefSeq and is a predicted model, not a curated record. The coding region runs from base 1 to 1188 and encodes 395 amino acids. Gene Ontology annotation, cellular component: photoreceptor outer segment; membrane. Gene Ontology annotation, molecular function: G protein-coupled receptor activity. Gene Ontology annotation, biological process: visual perception; G protein-coupled receptor signaling pathway.